AUGCUCUGGACCACUUUCUUUGCGCUGCCGGCGGCUGUGUCGGCGCUGGCCAUGCCGCACUGGAUGAAGAGGCAGGGCAGUCUGACUAUGCUGCGGUUCGGAUGUGCGCAGGUCGUCAUUGACAGACUGGAUCCUCUGGUCAAUCCAGGGUCGAUUCCAUCUCCGCAUGUCCAUCAGAUUGUCGGCGGCAACGCCUUCAAUGCGUCCAUGACCCAAGGGGACGUUUCGGCGGGGGCUUCUUGCACAACGUGCGCUUUCAGCGACGAUUUCUCCAACUACUGGACGGCCAACCUGUACUUCAAAGCUCGUAAUGGCAGUUACAAGCGUGUCAAGCAGCUGGGCGCUGCACGCCAGUUCAAUGAUGACUUCAGCACGAAGAUCGGCGGUGGCGUCCUCGUUUACUAUGUCUCCGCACAACCGGGAAAAAUCACUGCUUUCAAACCGGGAUUCCGCAUGCUUGUCGGAGACCCGACCCGCCGUACUCCGGACCCAGCCAUGAAAAGGCAGAACUGCUAUCGCUGCUACACUGGUCCCAAUUUUGGUGGUGACACUGCCGCUCCUUGUGCAGACAGCAAGAUCGAUACGCAGGGUCUGCCGAAGGAACCAUGCAAAGGCGGGAUCCGCUCAAACAUCCAUUUCCCGACGUGCUGGGAUGGCAAGAACCUCGACAGCCCUGAUCACAAGUCCCACGUUGCGUACCCGACGAGUGGGCCGGCCAACUUCCUGAGCUUGGGUGGAAACUGCCCCUCUACGCAUCCAGUCAGGAUUCCACAGCUGAUGUAUGAGGUUGUGUGGGAUACCACUGAAUUCAACAACAAGGCGGACUGGCCCACGGAUGGGUCUCAACCCUUCUACUUCAGCUACGGCGACAACACUGGUUACGGCCAGCACGCCGAUUACGUCUUUGGCUGGAAAGGCAACGCGCUCCAGGUGGGCAUGGAUGCGACUGGUUGUAUGGGAGCCAAGUGCAAGGACAUGAAGACACAGAGCAUCGAUGCCGCCAAGCGAUGCAGUGUCAAGACCAGGGUCAACGAGGAUCACGACGGAUGGCUCGACAAGCUUCCCGGGAUGGAGAUGUAGAGCGGACUGGGGCCUGGGUUAUUCAUCUUCUGCCCGCUCCAGUUGAUAUAUUAGUGUUU
Westerdykella ornata is the source of this 1139-nucleotide messenger RNA. RefSeq lists its product as uncharacterized. Lineage: Eukaryota; Fungi; Ascomycota; Dothideomycetes; Pleosporales; Sporormiaceae. The coding region runs from base 1 to 1080 and encodes 359 amino acids. The transcript has 8 exons. The record is from RefSeq and is a predicted model, not a curated record.